UCCCAGCCAGCGCCUCACCCAUACCAUGAAGUCUGUAGUUGAUGAGGACCUCAGUGAUGAUGUGGUCUCUGUCUGUGGUAUCCUGCUUCCUAAGCUCAGUGUAGAUGAUGACACCUCAAUGCCACUGGUGUUUCCAGAUAUUGUGCCGGUUCCCUCAACACAGAGGAACCUAAGAAGCUUAGCUUUAGCUGUGUCAUCUGGUAGUCCAGUCCUGCUCCAGGGUCCUGUUGGCAGUGGAAAAACCGCUUUGGUUGAAUACCUGGCAAAGUUGACUGGUCGCACUCGACCACAACAGAUUAUGAAGGUGCAACUUGGUGAUCAGACAGAUAGUAAGACUCUGCUUGGUACAUACAAAUGUACUGACGUCCCUGGCGAGUUCGUCUGGCAGCCUGGUACUCUAACCCGUGCCAUUACUGAUGGACAGUGGCUGCUCUUAGAGGACAUUGACUACGCCCCCAUGGAUGUUGUCUCAAUCUUGUUGCCCAUAUUAGAAUCGAGGACACUUUCCCUUCCUGGACAUGGCGAUACAAUUCAGGCUGCUCCAGGGUUUCAUCUUUUUGUCACCCAAAGGUUAAUGGGCAGUUCCAGUGGUUGGUACAAGCAGCACGGCUCCAAUGCUGGCCUACUGGAGAAGCUAUGGUCCACAGUCAUGGUUGAACCCUUGUCAAGGCAAGAACUGGAGAAAGUCAUUGUUUCAAAGUUCCCGAAGUUUUCCACUGUUGUGGAUCGUUUGCUUGAUGUGUAUUUCAUGGUGUCGUCUGGUCGUCAUGAGCUCUCUGGGGACACCAUGGAAACAGAUGUUGGUGAUACGAUUGGUCAGUUCUUGUCACAUGAUGGGAGACUUAUUUCAACAAGCUUCAAACCUAUGGACUUGAAACACGUCAUCUCGCCAGUCAGGGAAGACUUUGAGAUUCUCUUCUGCCAGUGCUUCUCCCGAAAGCAGAAUAUGACGUUCCUGGGGCAUCUCCAGGAAUGCUUUGCCAAGAGGAGAUGGAGUGACCUGGUCAAGCUCCUAGAACACCCGACACAACUUGCUGUCAAGAAGUAUGAAAACGAUCCAGGCUUGUCGAAAUUGUGGGUGAAAAUACAGAAACGCUUGCAGCAGCUGAAGUUGCAGGCGAAAUAUGCCGAUAGUGCCCUGGCAUUCUCCUUCAUUGAGGGCACACUUGUCAAGGCUAUGAAGUCGGGCGACUGGGUCCUCCUUGAUGAGAUCAACCUGUCUGCUGCCGAAACUCUUGAGUGUCUUGGUGGACUAUUAGAAAGUUCUUCAGGGUCACUGCUUCUGAUGGAAAGAGGAGAUACUGAACCUGUGGUUCGCCACAAGGACUUUCGUCUGUUCGCUUGUAUGAAUCCAGCUACAGAUGUCGGAAAGAAGGACCUGCCCGCUGGCAUCCGAAAUCGAUUCACCGAGCUAUACGUAGAUGAAGUCGAAGAUGAUAGUGACCUCAGGAUUCUGGUUGCUGAGUACUUGAAGGGAUUAUCCCUUACUGCUAAACAGAUAGAUGGGAUUAUCAAGUUCUAUCAGAUUAUCCGGAAUGAAGCCGUCAAGAAGCUAGUAGAUGGGACGGGACAUAAACCACACUAUAGUUUACGUACCUUGUGUCGUGCCUUACGCCAAGCUGCAAGUAACACAUAUGGGAAUGUCCUACGAUCUCUGUACGAAGGCUUCUGCUUUAGUUUCCUCACCCAACUCGACCGGUCGUCACACCCCAUCGUUGAGCAGCUCGUCUGUCAGCAUGUCGUCGGGAGGCAGAACGUCAAGAGCAUCCUCAAGCAUCCACUGCCCGAGCCAUCUAUUGGCACUUACCUGAAGUUUGAAGGCUAUUGGAUUCACCAAGGAACUGUCGAACCUCAUGUAAAUGAGAGUUACGUCUUGACGCCAUCUGUUAGAGCUAAUCUGAGGGAUUUGGCAAGAGUUGUCACAGCAGGGAAACAUCCAGUUCUGAUCCAGGGCGAGACAUCAGUCGGGAAGACCAGCUUGAUCAAGUGGUUAGCAGACGCCUCGGGCAAUCACUGCGUGCGGGUUAACAACCAUGAGCACACAGACCUCCAGGAGUACAUCGGAUGUUACGCGGCUGACGAACAUGGUAAACUGGUGUUCAAGGAAGGAGUGCUAGUAGAUGCCAUGAGGAAAGGGCAAUGGAUCAUCCUGGAUGAAUUGAACUUGGCUCCUACCGAUGUUUUAGAGGCUCUCAACAGGCUGUUGGAUGACAACCGAGAGCUUUUCAUACCAGAGACUCAGCAGACUGUCAAGGCACAUCACCACUUCAUGCUGUUUGCCACCCAGAAUCCACCAGGUCUUUACGGGGGUCGUAAGGUCCUGUCAAGGGCGUUCAGGAAUCGUUUCGUUGAGCUGCAUUACGAUGAACUUCCCAGUAGCGAGUUGGAGUUGAUUCUGCACCAGCGAUGUAAGAUGCCUAUGUCUUAUUGUAAGAAACUUGUGGCAGUCAUGCUGGAACUACAGACAAUCCGAAGAACGUCCAGUGUCUUUGCUGGGAAACAAGGAUACAUCACUUUACGUGAUUUGUUCCGCUGGGCUGAGAGGUACACCAAGGCGAGCAUUGCCAGUACUGCCUCGUUCUAUGACUGGGACCAGUAUCUCGCUGAUAGUGGUUACAUGCUGUUGGCCGGCAGAGUAAGAAAGCCCGAGGAAGCAAAGGUGAUUGUUACAGUCCUCCAAAAGCAUCUGAAGAGGAAGGUCAACCCAGCCGAUCUGUUCUCCACAGGGCAAAAGUCUCGGGACUAUGUGAGAGAUAUGAUGCAAGGUAUCAUGGGAGUUGCAGAAGAUGAUUUCAGACACAUUGUCUGGACGUCGAAUAUGAAGAGAUUAGCGGUGUUGGUUGGCCAGGCAGUCAAAUAUGGGGAACCAGUUCUCCUGAUUGGUGAGACAGGAUGUGGUAAAACGACGAUGUGUCAACUUCUGGCAACCAGGGCUGGAUUAACCCUCUAUUCCAUCAACUGUCAUCUUCACACAGAAAGUGCAGAUUUCCUGGGAGGACUCCGACCUGUUAGGAAUAGAGAGUCCAAGGAUGAUGAACUGCGAUUGUUCGAGUGGUGUGAUGGACCGCUGGUAACCGCCAUGAAAGAGGGCGCCAUGAUCCUGAUGGAUGAGAUCUCAUUGGCUGACGAUUCCGUCCUCGAGCGUCUCAACAGCGUCCUUGAACCCGAGCGACGUUUAUUGCUAGCGGAGAAAGGUGGUGGCGAUGGGAAGCAGAAUAAUGUCGAGGAGAUAACUGCGGCCGAGACGUUCCAGAUUCUGGCUACGAUGAAUCCUGGCGGAGAUUAUGGCAAGAAAGAGCUGUCACCAGCCCUAAGGAACCGCUUCACUGAAAUCUGGUGCCCACAGAGCACGGACUACGCUGACCUUGUUGAGAUCAUUGAGCAUAACCUGAAAUCGGGGAUCCACCUUGUCAACCAAGAAGAUGGCAGUAGUGGAAUUGGACGUGCCAUUAUGGACUUCGUUCAGUGGUUCUCAAAUAACGAUAUCGGGAAAAGAUGCACAGUCAGUAUUCGGGACUUGCUGUCCUGGGUCAAUUUCAUUAACGUAUGCUCCAAGACCAUCAAAGAUGACAGUGAGAUGGACACAAAUACCUCCUGUCCUAAACUAGAGCCUGCCGUCGCCUACAUUCAUGGAGCAUGCUUGGUCUUCAUCGAUAGCCUGGGAUCAGGUGUGACAAGUGCCAGCAACUCACAUUUGACUGAGGAAACACGGAAGGCCUGUAUGCAGUUCCUGAUCAACCAACUCCAACAGAUGACCCACACGACCUUUGAUGUCGCCACGCUCUAUGUCGACUCAACAUAUAGGGAAAUUGUUGACAGUUCAACUCAUUUUGGAAUCCUGCCCUUCUAUGUCCAGAAAGGCCAAAAUAGAACCACCCUCCCCUCGGACUAUGCUGCAAAUGCACCAACAACAUCCAAGAACUUGCAGCGUCUGCUCCGAGGCCUACAGCUGCACCGGCCAUUGCUUCUGGAAGGCUCUCCUGGUGUAGGGAAGACUAGCCUUGUCUCGGCUCUGGCCAAGGCUGCGGGACAUGAACUGGUCAGGAUCAACCUUUCAGAUCAGACUGAUGUUUCAGAUCUAUUUGGUGCUGAUCUACCUGUCGAAGGGGGUGAAGGUGGACAGUUUGCUUGGAGAGAUGGCCCGUUACUGAAGGCCCUGAAAGCAGGACAUUGGAUUGUACUGGAUGAGUUGAACCUUGCUUCCCAGUCUGUGCUGGAAGGAUUGAAUGCCUGUCUCGAUCACCGAGGAGAGGUCUAUGUACCGGAGCUAGGCAGGACGUUCAACGUUGACCAUGAGAAGACGAGGUUAUUUGCCUGUCAGAAUCCUCUCAACCAGGGAGGGGGAAGGAAGGGUCUGCCACGCUCCUUCCUUAACAGAUUCACUCAGGUUUAUGUCGAGCCGUUAUCACUUGAAGACCUUCUCUUCAUCACCACUUCCAUAUAUUCCCUGAUACCAACAUCGAUACUUUCAAAUAUGGUGGAUUUCAACACGAAGAUGUAUGAGGAGACAAUGGUGACCUGCCAGUGGGGACAACGUGGCAGUCCAUGGGAGUUUAACCUGCGCGACAUCUUCAGAUGGUGUGAUCUACUUGUGCAGAAUCAAACAAGCGACUCCUUCAGUCCAGGGGAAUAUGUGGGUCUCAUCUACACUGACAGGAUGCGCACAGCUGCUGACAAGGAAAAGGUAUCCAAGCUAUACCAAGAGGUGUUUGGUCCGAGCCACCCACUCAACAAGCCAACAAGCUACACAGAAAUUACAAGCACGUUCAUCCAAGUUGGCCACUCUAUACUCGAAAGGGAUGAGAGUGGAUUUUCUACCGUUGAUCAUCAGUCUUCUCUCCAGUUGCUUCAUCAUGACUUGGAGCCUCUUGAAGCCAUUAUGAAAUGUAUUCAGAUGAACUGGAUGGCAAUACUGGUUGGCUCUUCAGCAAGUGGAAAGUCUUCUUUGGUGCAGGUCCUGUCUCAGUUGACCAAUCAUAAACUCCACACGAUCGCCAUGAACAGCUCCAUGGAUACGACUGAACUCCUGGGUGGAUUUGAACAGGCUGAUAUUGGUCGCCACAUUUCCGAUGUAUCAUCCAAAGUUGAAGCGGUGGCAAUGUCCUGUUGCAGGCAGCUGUUGCAGCACCAGAAGCCCUCAUCGUCUGCCUCCAUCAUGAAAGCCUGGUCAGAGAUGAAGGAGGGAUCACAAACAGUGAAAAGUAGUUCAAGUGUUGAAGAAUUGGAGGGAAUGAGAGAACGUCUGUUCAGAUGUGAGAGACUCCUGCACCAUGUGGAAGAGGCUUGUCAGAAGUUCAGCCUCCUAGUCUCCGAUGAAGCCUCCACACUGAAGAAAGAGCUUCUGGCUUUGAAGAAAAAAGUCGAUGGGAAAGGUUACAGAAGUGGCGGUGGUGGUCAGUUUGAAUGGGUUGAUAGUGUCCUUGUCGAGGCCCUCAAGAAUGGUGACUGGCUACUCAUCGAUAACGUCAACUUCUGCAGUCCCUCUGUACUCGACCGAUUGAAUGCCCUCCUGGAACCAAAUGGCAUCUUGACUAUCAAUGAGAGAGGGGUCAUCGAUGGGGAGAUUCCUUCAGUUAAGCCACACCCAGACUUCAGAUUGUUCCUGGCUAUGGAUCCAAAACACGGUGAAAUAUCACGGGCGAUGAGGAAUCGUGGAAUUGAGAUUUGCAUAUUGGGGGAAAGUGAGGGAUGUGCAUAUGACACCCAUGAUGUCCAGCGGAUGCUACACAGUCUAGGAUUCGUCGGCAAGCAUCCAUGCGAUAUUCUCCUGCAGAUACAAGCUGAACUCCAGACCUACUGCUAUAUGACUGAGCACUACACCAUAGUUGACCUGCUACACGCGGCUCGGCUUGCAGUUCAGCAGUUGGAGAGAGGAGAUAAUCUGCAGGCGGCGAUGUUGAAUGCCUGCAAUGAUGUUUACAUCAAAAGGCAGAAGGAGUUCAGCAGACGACAGGAAGUCCGCGAGAUUAUUGAAAGUCACAUCCUCAAACUGGAGGCCUUGAUGUCCGAUUCAGAAACUGAAAAGUCGGCAUUAAUGGUACCAGGCGUCUGGCCAGAUGUUAUGCCAUCAGUGAGCAGUUCUGCUGUGGACCCAGCCCUGGCAACCAUCCACCAGCAGAGCGUUCCCUUGUUACACCAGAUCAACCAGUACCUACUCAUGAAUCAAGCAAAGACACAGUUUCCACUCAAAUAUUCUGCAAUGAGUGGUUCAAAGUCUGUAACCAGUACUCUGGACAUGGAGUCAGUCAAGGGAAUCCAAAAGUCCAUCAAAUUUGCUGCCGAGAUAUUCACUGAACUUGCCACCUUUAGCGAUUGGAAGUUACGUUCUGAUUGGUUGCUCUCGACCUUGAAGAGACGCGUCUCCCCGGAAAGCAUGGGUCUGGUGAAGCAAAUCACCGAUGUAGUCGAGUCAGGUCUGCAGGUUGUCUUUGCUGGCCCGUUAAUCGAGAAGCUUCAUGUGGAUGUUGCGUCGGCUGAAAGUCCGCUGGAUGUGCGAUGGAAUCCUUUGAUGAGAGAGAAACUGGUGAAAAGUCAUCCUCAGAUUUACGAAGAUCUGGAGUCCUAUCUGAACCAGUCACAUCUACUGAAAAAGAUCCAGCAAGCCUGUGUGCAGUCAGUUAGUGUCAAGAAACACCAGAGUAUGUCUUUCAUUGAAUUGUCGGCUGCUGUUCAACAAGGAGUUUUGAGUGCUAGUUCUCUUCCGAGUCCAGUCCUAGUUCAUCUCUAUCCUUUCCUGCAAGCAUUUGAAGAGGAAUUAGUCAAACUAGUCUCAAACAAAAAUGUCACCAUCACAAAUGAUGCACUGCAAAAGUUGCUGGUCUCCCUAUCAUGGAAACAACAAUUCAUCGAUGUAUGCAGCAUUCAGGUCAAGGGAAGAGGAGCAGCUCAGCCUCUCUUAGCAGAGUUGGCUCUCCACUGGAACUGGUUACAAAAUAAGACAUUUGCAAGUUUCUUCCAGCAUGUCAGUCCCUCACCAGGCCUUCAGAGCAUCAUCACAAGACUUCAAGAGGUCCUGGGCACAGAUGACAGGGCAUCCAAACUGCACCUCAAACUCUGGUCAAGCUUCGGCCACCCAAGUGGGUUCACAACUCAAGAGAUGGCGGAAUUGGUCCUCCAGGGGGAGGAGCUCAGUGAUGCCCUGAGUGUCGAGAUGGCCAGGGAUGUGUUUGCAUUGGUUGAGUAUCUGAGAGGAGAGGGUCGACAGAUCAGGAAGGAUAUGCUCAAUAUCAUUAUUGGUGUGAUGGAGAAAGCUGACCAAGAAUUUGUACAAGAGAAUUUCCAGGGAAUGUCCUCCCAACUCACCGCAGCUGGGUUCUACAAGCCGACACCUGGUGGCGAUACUGUGAAGGCUGUUCCCCGUUGCGUUCUAUCAAUGGUCCCCCUGGUCACAUACCUGUCCCUGUUACAGGAGAAGUGUGUCAUGGUGAAGAUGUUGGAAGGAGAGAGUGAGGCUUACAUCCAGAAGUUCCUCAUGUACUCCUUGGUUCAUGAUGUGACCCCAGUGAGGCGUCUGGUUCCCUACCAAGCGUUGCUGAAUGCUGAGGAUGGCCAACACUGGGAGCACUUUUCAGGGUUGUUGCUCUACCAUAUCCAACACAUGUUCCACAGCACUUACACCAGCCAGCUGUUGGACUGGGUCACGUGGAAAGACCCUGGUGGAGAAAUGCAGGGAGAGGAGAGGCCUAUAGUUCAGGGCCCUGGUUCCCUUCAGACCUGCCAGCUGAGUUAUGCCAUCAUGAGCCUUCAUGCCAGCACCGACACCAAGCUCACUGGGAAAGAUGACGGGUCAACAAUCUGUCAAAUGUCCGUGCCACUGGGAUUAGCUGCUGAGAAAGUAAAACAGUUUGGAAACAUGGCUAAGAUGUUGUGGACUCAUGUAGAGAUGUUGUCUUCAGAGGAUCGAAGUCCAAGAAGUAUGGACAUCAAGCUCAUCCAAGAAGUGUUCUCCCACCUCCUGCAAGCGCUAAGGUCCCUUUUACCAGUGGAGAACAUUCCAGCGACAGAAAUACUCGUCGAACUCUCGAAGUCCAACAUCCUCCCAGAAGUUGUGAUGCAGAUCCUCACAUCAUGUUCCGAGAUGGUCACAACCUUGAAGGCUGGUGAUGAGAAUGUUUUGGUGAAGCUUGGAGAAGUGUGGGCAAAGAUUGGAUUGGUUCAGACGCAUUUGUUAUCGCCGACAGGGCCAGUGGACCCUGUGCACAAGGUUGCUGUGAGAUAUAGAUAUAUCAAGGAGGAGAUCGGUGACAUCGAGAAGGAGCUUGAAGUGCGACGUUGGGCAUGGAUGUUAUGGACAGGGAAAGAGUUCACAGAUGAAGCACUGAGUGCCCAGCAUCCCAGGUUGGCCAACCUCAUCGCUAGAAGGGACUUGUUGAAGAACAAGGCUGAAGUGCUGGCUGACAGGCUUGCUCUUAGGCCUGAACCGUCACAGUUCGGUGGUAUUCUGCAGUAUGCCCAUCAGUUCCUGACAACCGUCUGCUCAAUGGAGACAGUUAUCGCCACACUUGACAAGCUAAGCUCCGCAAUGACCGACUUGAAGGAUCCAAGUACAGAUGCAUCAUGGGUACAGAACCUUCUCAUCCAAGAAUCUUCAUGGCAGGCAUCCAUUGAACAGUACAUCAAGAAGAUGGAGAUCGAUUACCCUCUCUAUAGGGACCUGUUGGUACCAUACAUCGCGGGGAUAGCCCAAGUCAGCUAUGGUGUCAGGUUGGUCCGUCAUGCUGUGGAGGUGCAGUGGAGGCAAUGCCAGUUGUACGCAGAUCUGCCACAGAUUGUCGAUGUUCCUCUUGAAGACAUGAUAUCCAACCUCACCAAGUUUCCUACAUUAAGUUCGAAUACAGCAACAUUUCUUGUGGCGACAGAACAACUGACAUCGCAACCAGUAUCAGCUCUUGUCAAACGUUUCUCGAAGGUGCCUGGACAGGAUAUAGCAAAAGUUUGGAAAUCUGCUCUCCUGCAUGCCAAGAACCAUGCCGUCAUCUCAAAUGACCUUGACCCGUCAAUCUCAUCGACCUUGAACUUGAUCUUCGACUUCUUCUUCACCUCCUGGCAAGAAGAGGAGGUUGCCCGGCAACAGAUGGAAGAAGAGAAAGCGAGUCUGUACAAAUACAAGGCCACCACUCAUGGGGAUGAGAGAAAUGAGGAGGAGAGGGAACUUGAAGAUAUUCAUGACAACUUCCCGUCAUUUGACAAGGAGUUUGCUGACAUUGUAAAUGAAGACAACUUAGAGAACCAAGCACAGGCAGCAGCAGACGACACUCAAGAAGAUGCCACGUUAUCUGCAGAGGCACAUAUGACUCCACAGGACAUGGCAACUGUUGCCAACGUACACAAUCUCAUUUACACCCACCUGGUCAAGGGAAGUUGGUUAACUGUGCAGCAGAUAGAUCAGAAAGGGUUGAAUGUGGUAGAACCGGUGACGUUAGGACAUCAGGUGGCACAGACUUUGGUUCAGAGCAUGGUCAGAUAUCUUGAUGUGACUCUUGACAAAGAGUUACUCGGCAGCCACCUGUUGGUCAAUAAACUGAUGCAAGAUGCAGUACAGGCAGGAACGAAGCUAGGAUUCUCUGCCAAAACCUCACAGAAACCAUAUGACAUCUAUCAUGAUGCUAACACCUCGGAGGUCAUGCCAUGUCUGAUGGUACUCGACAGGAUGUUGGCGAAACUGAAUGAGUUACUUGAAUCAUGGCCUGAUCAUCCAACACUGAAACAGCUCAUCCUGAUCAUACAGAGGAUCAAGUCAUUCUCGGUCACACAGCCCUUGAUGAAGUUUGUCACCGGUCUGGAGGUGUUACUGCAGAAAGCCCAGGACUGGGAGUCCAUCGCUGCUCGCCACGUCUCCCUUAUGUCAAACCUUGAAGAGGUCACACAACUUGUCAUCAACUGGCGGAAACUUGAGCUCAAGUGCUGGAACAGGUGCCUUGACAUGGUCGAAUGGCGGAUGAAGGAAGCAGCCAGUAAGUGGUGGUUCCACCUUUAUCAGCUCCUGUCCGGCUACGUCGCAGAAAAAGACGAGUGGUCCGAGAACGGCGAGAAGAAACUUAUCGAGGCCUUGAAGAAGUUCAUAGAGAUGGCACCACUGGGCGAGUUCAAGACGCGGCUGGAUCUUCUCUUUGCAUUCCACUGUCAAUUACUUCAUGAGCCGUCUACUCCAGUGCAAGACAAGGCCAUUCGGAUUCUCUGGAACAUUUUCAAGUUCUACAGCCAGUUCACUGCCAAUCUUGAUGCGAAUGCAGCCAGACAGCGGACACCUAUUGAGAAAGACCUCAAGGGCUUUGUCAAGAUAGCAAGAUGGAACGACGUGAACUACUGGGCAGUGAAACAAGCCACAGAGAAGACCCAUCGAACUCUUCACAAGAACAUCAAGAAAUAUCAGGCGAUCCUGAUGCAACCGGCAAAUAGGUUCUUCAUUGAUAAAGAGGAGAAACAUGAUGAGAGUUCACAGUCACAGCAGACAGGGGUCAAGGUCAUGCUGUAUUUGACACCAAAGGAUGCCAUGGGCGUGAAUGAGGUUUCCGUGCCAGAAGGUAGCUCGGCCACUCCAUCAUUCUACCAAAAGAUGUGUCGCCUCAGUAAGAAGAUCAUCAAGAAAGUACCCUACACAAAUUUGGUGGAGUCGGUCGACUUCUUCGUCGGAGAUGUGAUAGAGAGUGUGCAUGAGCUUCAGGCGCUUGAUGUGACGCAGAUAAGUGACAAAGACAAGCAGAAGUCAGAGGCUAAGCUGAUCCACCAGAGGAAGAGGAAGGGCCUAGCAGACUUGUUCAAGGCACUGAGCGACCUGGGGCUGUCCUACAGGAAGGGCCUCAUGGCUGUCAAAGAUGCUGAUGAAGUACAGGAGAUGACUGUGCCACCUGUUGAUCUCCAGGCAACACUGAAUAACAUGGAAAGCCAGGGAUGUGAUGAGGAUUUGGUGCAACUGUGGCCAGGGUGUGAUCACUACCUGUACAAGUCCGUGGCCAGGAAGGCGUUGAUGAAGACUGCUAUGGAAUCGCCAUCAAAGGAGCUUGGCCUGCCAACCAUAGAGAGAUGCCGUGGCUUCACGGAGCAUCUGAUGCUGCUCAUCAGGAAUCAGAGGAAACAUAUAGCAGAUGCAGUGGAGCCGUUUAUGCAACUGAGGCAAUGCGCAAGCGAGUUCCAGUCAUUGAAAACCUCCAAGCCUGGACUUCCCCCUCAGACACAAACACUUGAAAUCAGGUCUGAACUCCAUGGUCUUCUUGUCCAGUGUAUCGAGUGUUUCCAGCAGUACCAUGUCCUGCUACGCUGUAGUCCUGAUGCCAGCUUCCCCACAGAAACGCCUCUUGUCAAACUAUCACCGAUGGCCCUGGUGACACUGGGAGAUGAAACAUGGACUGAACUGGAACAGACCAUGAGUGGGCUACUGAAUGAGGUCUACGCGACCAAGGCUACCUUAGACAGCCUGCCAAGCUCUGGCCUUGUCUCAUGGUCAGUGGUUGAGAGCAUAGAGAAAGCAUACCAGACUAUAUCUAAUUGGACAGCCAAGAUCUCCUCUAUUGUAAACGUUUGUGGGGAGGAGAGCAGUGUCUUCACAGAGUCGCUCAUGUUCGUCGGGGAACAGAUAUCACAAGCGUGCCAAAGUUUCACCUCCUGGUUGGAAUCCAUCAACACAGCCUCUCAGAGCCCGGAACCAACUGAAGAACCUCUAACACGAUUUGAAGCCAAAGUUGAGAAGCUUGUGACCGCCAUCCUCCUAGUCAUUCAGAACCUCUUCAAAGCACAAGUCUUGGAGAAGGAAGAUGAGGAGAAAGACAAGGAGGAGGAUGCAGAAUUUGACCUUGGAGGUGGAAAAUUUGUUGAAGUAACACAAACAGUCUUAGCCAGUGACAUGAAGGUCCUAAACAUGAAGAAGAUCACCCGUUCCAUCACCAAACUCAAGAAGCAUGUGAUGGCAGUAUCGGACACAGACAGCUUUCAAGCCUCUGCGUACUCCUCUAAACUGAUGACCAUUGUACCAUUCCUGUCCCAGUACACCAAGCUUGUCCAGUUCUACCUGACACAGCAAGUGGCCACCCACAGAGCAACCUGUAAAAUGUUGUCAGUUCUGCUUGGAAUCUUCUCAGAAUUGGCCCAGAAGGGUUUCUGCCUGCCUGCUGAAUUCUCUGAUGAAAUCGGGGGUGAGGGAUCAACCAAGUUUGAGGAUAUAGAAGGCGGUGGACUUGGCGAGGGUGAGGGACAGAAAGAUGUCAGCGACCAGAUCGAGAACGAGGACCAACUGGAGGAUACGUACAAGGAAGGUGAGGAGAGGAAGGAGGAGGACACCAGCCAGCAGCCGGACGUAGAGUCGGAGGAAAAUGCCAUUGAGAUGAGUGAGGAGUUUGGUGGCAAGCUGCAGGAUGUUGACCAGCAGGAAGGUUCUGGUGAAUCUGGUAGUGAAGAUGAGGAGGAUGACAUUGAUAAACAGAUGGGCGAUGUGGAUCAGAAAGAGGCGGAGAAGCUCGAUGAGAGGAUCUGGGGCAGCGAUGAUGAAGAUGAUCAGACAGAACAGAAAGAGGAAAAAGAAGAGGAAUAUGGUCCAGGUGCCGGUGAGAGGAGUGAGAGUGAGCUCGUGGCUGCUGAGGAUAACAAGGAUAAGACCAAGGGGGACGAGGAGCAGAAGGAAGGACAGAAAGAUGAACAGAAACACGAAGAGAAGAUCAAUAACAAGGAUGAAAUAGAUGAGACUGAAUAUGAUGAGAAUGAAGCUGACCCCUACUAUGGUAAAGAAGAAGAGAAGCCCCCAGAAGGUCCUGAUAUGGAACUGCCUGACAACAUGGAGCUGGAUGAUGAGGAGGGUCAGGAGGGGCAAGAAGAAGGGGAGAAAGAAAAUCCUCAUGAUAUUGAUAAAAUGGAUAUUGGUGAUGAUGGCGAGACAGAGGACAAGGAGCCUGGGGAGCAGGACAUGGAGACUGACGGCAAGGAAGAAGAAGGUCAAGGUGAAGAUGAUGACGAUAAAGGUCAGGAGGUUCAAGGUCAAGAAGAGGAAGGUCAAGAUGAUGAAGCUGAAGGUCGUGAAGAGCCAGGGACUCAGGAUGAUGAGGAUAAUGCCCAGGAGAUACCUGAGAGAGAAAAGGAGGAAGGUGGUGAACAAAGGGGUGACCCUGCCCUUGAACCUCAACCCACGGAAGAGGCCACAACACCCGAGGGAGAAGAAAAGGCAGACGAUGUCCCCAUGGCAGCAGAGAAUUAUGGGAAAAAAGAACAUGAUACCCAGAACGCGCAACAGAGUGAAGCAGCCCAGGACCAAGCUGGGAAGAGUGACUCGACGGAGGACCAGGAGGGUGUGGGGACGGCAGAGACAGAAGAUCAGAGUGGACAUGAAGGGCAGACCACAACACAUAUGGCAGUUAAUGCUCCUGCCCAAGGACAAAACAAGCCCAUUCGCAGACAGCCAGGAAAGACUGAGGCAGACCGUAGUCUUGGCUCGGCAGAGGAGAAGAUCAAACAAAGACUUCAAACGGUGGACACCCAGGAUUCACAGGACACGAAAAAGGAGAGUGCCGAUGACACUAGUGACCUCUAUGAACACAUCAAGCAGACUGACCAGCAUCACGAUGCCCAGACCUUGGAUGCAGCCACUGCCGAGCAGAUGGAGGAGCAGCCACGAGCUGACUUGGAGGGUGACAAGAUGAAAGAUGACGAGGAGGAUGUACACAUGCAUGAAGACGAGGAUAAGGAGACCCAGAAAAAUGAUCAAGAGCUGAAACCAGUUUCGACCAUGAAACCAUCCAAAUCCUCCUUGAUGCAAGGAGAAGAGGCUGAAGCAGACGAGGAGAAAGACAUGGAAUGCGUUGUCGAGGGUGAGAAGGUCCCAACCAUGGCCGUGCAGAGGGGUUACGAGUCCAGCAUGCAUACGGCUAUGGACGUGUUCAAUGAGCAGGUUGAUGAUGUUGAUAAGCUGCGUGAAGAACUGGAGCAGCAACUGGUUGUUUGGUCACACCCUGCAUCUGAGAGCUUGGAGCAGCAAAAGCUAGCUGAGGAAGCCUGGCAUCGAUACGAGAGUCUCACUGGUAGCCUUGCCCAAGAGUUGUGUGAACAACUGCGGCUGGUGUUAGAACCAACCCAGGCAACCAAACUAAGAGGUGAUUAUCGCACCGGCAAGAGACUAAACAUGCGUAAAGUGAUCCCUUACAUAGCGAGCCAGUUCAGGAAGGACAAGAUCUGGUUGAGACGGACCAAGCCGAGCAAGCGGCAAUACCAGAUCAUGUUAGCAGUAGAUGAUUCAUCAAGUAUGCUGGAUAAUCACUCUAAACAGCUUGCCUUUGAAUCCCUCUCUGUUGUUGCCAAUGCGCUGACAUUGCUAGAAGCUGGCGAACUCUCCGUCUGUAGUUUUGGUGAGACCAUGGAGCUGUUACAUCCAUUCCAUGAGCCGUUCACGAGUCAGUCAGGUGCUAGGCUGCUCACCAAGUUCACCUUCGAACAAAAGAAGACCAGGAUUGCUCAGCUUUUGAAGGAUGUGACCAAAGUGAUGCUGAAUGCCCAGUCAAGCCAGAGUGGAGGUCGCUCCGGUGAUGUGUCACAGCUCCUAAUGAUUGUAUCAGAUGGCCGCGGCCUGUUUCUCGAGGGGAUGGAUGUCGUAAAGAAUGCUGUGAGACAAGCGAGACACACAAAUAUCUUCACCGUCUUCAUCAUUAUUGAUAAUCCAGAAAACAAGGAUUCCAUCCUUGACAUAAGAGUGCCGGUCUUCAAGGGUGCGGGCCAGCUUCCAGAGAUCAAGUCCUACAUGGACCACUUCCCAUUUCCGUUCUAUAUUGUACUCCGAGACAUCAAUGCACUGCCUCAUAUUCUCAGUGACGCUCUAAGACAAUGGUUUGAAUUGAUUACAGCAGUGGACACAUGAUUGUAAAGUGAUCAAAAAGGAUAUUUUGUGUUGUGGACACUCAUUGACAGACAUUCACUGCUUGCGAUAGCCAUGGAUAGACGAUAAAGAAAUGAACAUUUAGGAUAUUCUGUUCAGUAUGUUCGGUGGACAUUCAUGUAGAGACAUUCACAAUCACUAACUUCAUCAGUUAAUUAGGGGCAGUAUCCAUUGGGCAUUUACCUACCUCUGCCAUAGCAAUACUGUCUACUUGAUCAGAGUUUGUAGUUGAUGUACUAUAAAAUGUAGAUGAAAAUGUUUUAUGAAAUGGUCUUUAAUUGUGUGAUCUUGGUUGGUGAUUUCAGACAUGGGAUAAGUGCAAAGGUUAGCAAUAGAUGCACUGGACACAGAAGGCACCAAAUUCGAAACAACUUUGAAAGCAACAGGUGUGAUCCUGAUUUAAUCUGAUUUGAGCAUCAACUAUCAACUGAGAAAUUUUCUCAGCAGUCAAACUUAAGACUGUCAAAACCUCAGUAGUCAGGAAUGGCAGUCUUUGAUGACCUACUGAACUACAGAAGGCACAUGUCAUAUUAGAAUUGAGGUUACUGUUGGGUUAAAGUGUGGAAAUAUUCCCCUUAUAAAUAGACCUUUAACACCUUCAGCACCGAACCACGUCGAUCUCCGUGGCCCAAAUCCCCCCUCUUUGAGCUGGUUAUUGGAGUCUCAUGGACUUCAUGAAAGAACUACGCCAUCGCCAUCUUCAGGUCAAGGUAGGAACUGAAAAGACCAAACCACUGAAUAACAAAAUAAAGCUGUUCCGACACCGUGAAUUUUUAGGGGGGUCGGGCGGGGGGGGGGUGGAAAAGGGUGUCUUUUUGGUCAUAUUUCAACCAUAAAGUAAGAUGUAAGAUAUAGAAAAGGAGUGUAGCAAACAUAACUCUAUUGAUUCAAGAAGACCUUGUCUUGGAGAAGUUACUGCAAAAGACCUUAUGCAGCCAUCUCUUUUACUUUUCUUCUUCUGGGGUCUGAAAAGGGGGUGUUUGGGGGUGAAACACUGGCGCUGAAGGUGUUAACGAUGCUGAAGUUCAAUUUUCGGACUGCUCAUACCAAAGCUAUGAAGAAGAGCCUCUAAAACUACUGUAUGCUAAAGGCUGACCCUUGAGUUAGAUUAAUAAAGGUUUGGAACGAAGACUGUGCAGACAUCUGACAGACUUUCAAAAUGCAAGUGUUCACCUUCCAUGACAGGCUCAGUAAUUUAAUUGGUAAGAUGUUUUUUCCUUCAAGAUCAUACAAAACAAAUAUUGGAGCCUGAAUAGAGAGAGUGACUGAUUGUAAAAAAUGUAACAAUGAAAUCUUUCCAUGAUUAAAAGGCGAUAUCACUAGCAUCGGCACUUCAUUGUAUGCAGAAUUUUAACUGUGAUACAUUUCUAUAUGUCACAAAGGAAAACUUGUAUUUGUUGAAUAAUUUACCAAAAAAACAUGGUUUUAUUCUA
Messenger RNA from Lineus longissimus, 16281 nucleotides. RefSeq names its product midasin-like. The coding region runs from base 26 to 14830 and encodes 4934 amino acids. Gene Ontology annotation, biological process: ribosomal large subunit export from nucleus; ribosomal large subunit assembly. Gene Ontology annotation, cellular component: preribosome, large subunit precursor; nucleus. The transcript is spliced from 69 exons. NCBI's taxonomy places the organism in Eukaryota, Metazoa, Nemertea, Pilidiophora, Heteronemertea, Lineidae. Gene Ontology annotation, molecular function: ATP hydrolysis activity; ATP binding. The record is from RefSeq and is a predicted model, not a curated record.